Messenger RNA from Oryzias melastigma (Indian medaka), 3355 nucleotides. RefSeq names its product deubiquitinase DESI2. The record is from RefSeq and is a predicted model, not a curated record. Gene Ontology annotation, biological process: protein deubiquitination. Lineage: Eukaryota; Metazoa; Chordata; Actinopteri; Beloniformes; Adrianichthyidae. Gene Ontology annotation, molecular function: deubiquitinase activity.
CAGGCUGCCUGAGGGGUGGGGGGGUUCGGCGGAGCCGGGCCGGCAGAAACAGCGGCGGCCGGGGAUGCUGCCGGAGGCGCCGACCGCCAUCUGCGUGUAACCGCCAUGGACCCGGGGGCCGCCCCCGCAGCCGCUCCAUCAUCCCCCGCGCGCGCGCGCCCCCUCCACCUCGGACUGCGGGCCCGGAUGUGAUGCUCCCGCCGCUCCCGCACAGACGAAGCCCGCCGAGGUCAGAGCAGCAUCCCGCUCCGUCCGCGGCCUCCUCCUGAGCACCUCCUCUGAGUGGGAGGAGCUUAGCCCGCAGGUGUGGACCCCCCCAGCUCAGGUUGAAGCCAUGGCCAAUGAACCCGUCAUCCUCAACGUGUAUGACAUGUACUGGAUCAAUGAGUACACCUCCAACCUGGGCAUCGGCGUUUUCCACUCAGGCAUCGAGAUCUACGGCAGAGAGUUCGCGUACGGCGGACACCCUUACCCCUUCAGCGGCAUCUUUGAAAUCAACCCCGGAAACGCCGCCGAGCUGGGAGAGACUUUCAAGUUCAAGGAGGCCAUCGUGUUGGGCACCACCGACUUCGCCGAGGAGGACAUGGACAAGAUCAUGGAGGAGCUCGGGAAGGAGUUCAAGGGGAACGCCUACCACCUGAUGCACAAAAACUGCAACCACUUCUCGUCCUCGCUGUCUGAGCUGCUGUGCGGGCGGGAGAUCCCGCGCUGGGUCAACCGGCUGGCGUACUUCAGCUCCUGCAUCCCGUUCCUGCAGAGCUGCCUCCCGAAGGAGUGGCUGACCCCCGCCGCCCUGCAGAGCCACAUCAGCCUGGGGCUCCACAAGGAGGAGCAGAACGAGUCCAGUGACGACGACCCCUCCUCGCCGUCCGGCGCCGCUGCCGCCAGCUCAGGCUGCCGCCACACCAGGGUGUGACCCCCUCCGUGACCCGCCUGACCUGUCCGGCCUCUGAGGAGAGAGGCAGGAAGCUGGAGCUCCUCCUCCUCCAGAAUCUUCUGGUUUGGAGGACGGCGGGAUGAUGGGACUCGACUCUCGCAGAUUUGAAGUUGAAAACCUCCGCCAGCCUUGUUCCCGCCUUCGACGCUGCUCCCGUGGGGUUUCCAGGAAACUGUUGACUCAGACGUUUCCUGUCAGGUGACCUCUUUGUGGCCUUCAGUUCACACUUUUUUGUUUAGGGGCGGAGUCAAAUCAAUCACUUCUCUCUAAGACGCGUUCGACCUCGUCCGUGAGGAUCUUCAGACUGAACCAGAAAUCCAGUUGCUGCUCCGACGGAGGCUGACUGUCAUGAACGCCAACCGUCACGCCGACCGUCACCCUGACUGUCAUGAACGCCGACCGUCAUGAACGCCAACCGUCACGCCGACCGUCACCCCGACUGUCAUGAACGCCGACCAUCACCCCGACCGUCACGCCGACCGUCACCCUGACUGUCAUGGACGCCAACCGUCUGCAGGAGCUUUUCCGUGUUUGUGGAGGAUCUUCAGUCCGUGCAGCAGAAGCAGCAGCUCCAGGACGUCCCUGAAAAAUCCCAUUUGUGUUUUUCGAAAGCCAUAUGUGGCGCGUCACAGGAGCAGCUCCUCGCUGAGACGAAAUCCUCCUUAAAAUUCUUCUUUCUGCUGAAAUUUCCACUAAAAAACAUCACAUUUUCAGACUGACUCUGAGCUCAGAGACGUGUGGCGUUCAGGUGCAUUGAUGUGGGGUUUCCUCCUCCGUCCUCCUGCAGGUCGGCGGCUUCAUCCUCGGAUCUAUCUAAAGCUCCGCCCCCAAAAACGCAGGAUGUUCGUCUUUAAAACGCUCAGGACUAAACCAGGCAGCUGUGCUUCAGACGCCGGUCACCGCCGACCUCCACCAUCAGCUGAGGAGGUUCUUCUGGACCUCUGUGGUCACAUGACACAAACAAAACCUGGAUUCUGGAGGAAACAUCUUGUCUUCAGACUCACUGCUGCUGAAGAAACGCAAACAUCUGAGAGGAAAUCUCAGAAAGGUUUUGGGGUCCAUCUGCUCUCCUGAAGCUGCUCCUCCAAACCUGUCAUGAUCGAUAACCGCUGUAACUCCUUCAUGAGUGGACGGAGACCUUUACCCUAAACCGAACUUGAUUUUUACAUUCAGAAAUGUUCGUUUUUAACAGUUUUAUGGGAUGAAAAUCAGGAUCAGAUGAAUCCUUUAACCCCUGAAGCGUUGCCGUGACGAAGGCCCGAUCCACGGUCUGGGUGAGGCUCUGAUGGACCACGAGCAGCAGGAUUCUGAAAGGUGAACAUUUGUUCUAACAUCGUUUUAUGGUAUAGAAAUAGUUAUAUCGGUGUAACCCUAAAAGAAAACUGGUUUGUUUUCUUAAAUGAGCAGAUUCUGGUGAAGCUGAACGAUUCGGGAACUUUGUGUUUCUGGAGUUUUCAUAAAGACUGGAUGAUUUGGAGUCUGUGGAGUUAUCAGACGGUGGACGGACAAGUGGUGCUGAUGUGACUAAAGGAAGCAUGUAAACAGGAAAAGGGGCCUCAUGACGUCUCCAGAGGAAACAUGAGUGCAGAAUGCAUGUGUAGAUGUUAGGAAGGAUUCCUCUGAUAUGAAGACUAAAACAGAACCCUAUAACGCUUUAUUAAUGUAUCAAGUUGACCCAAAACUCAGUCUGAUGGAGGCGUUUCUGCUGCUAAAGCAGAGAAAAAUGUCUCAAACUUUAAAACAAUCGCAGGUCUUUGGUUGUUCCCGUCCUUCUCUUGGUUUGUUUUUCCUCACCAGCUUCUCUAAAAUGUGACGUUUAAUUCUAAAGCAUCUCAUCUGAACUCCAGUCUUGAUGAGUCUUUUCAGGUUUGAUCUAAAUCCAGAAUUGAAAGGAUUCUGGAAACAGUUCUCGGUUCUAGUGCAGGUUUCGUUAUCUGAGUGAGAUCUGCUUCAAACGUCUGAAGUUGAACUGAUGCACAGAAGAGAAGCUGAAACCUCGUCGUUUAUUGAUUUCUGGAGCUGGCUUUCAUCAGUCAGUGACGGUUUGACGAGCAGGAAGCGGCUGCCGUCAGGCCUCUCCUGGUUUAAUCCUCUCCAAACGCUGCUGUGCUGAUGAUAGACGUCCACUUUUCACAGGGUCAUGUGACUUCCUGCUCUGAAAUCCUGCAGUUGAGCAAAUGAGAUCAUCACUUCAGUCUUCAUGUCAUUGGAUCUCUAAACAUAAAUCAGUUUUAAAGACAUUUGGAGUCGAAGGGGCUGAAAAGUGUUGAGUUUUACGGCUCAACAAACUCAACUGAUUCCAGACAGGAAACAGGUUUUCUAUUGUUCUGUGAAAACUCAACAUUGUAUUCAAUUUCUUUCCUAACCUACAAGCAUUUGAAGAAUGAUUGUAGAAUAAAAAUAAAGAGAUGGACCCGA